UACGGACAGUCAGAACAUACUCCCCUCACCCUUCUAACCAUUUGUGUUUCUCUAAACCAGCGGCAAUUUUGUAUAAUUGUCAAUUAAACAUCUGUCACUUUUGUUCGUUAUUCAUUGUCAUUUCAUUGCUCUUUAAAUCGUCUAGUUGAGUAUUUGCGUGGAUUAAUUUCCGCCUAUUUCUUUUCCGUUUUAAAUAGCAAUUGCAUAUUGCUUGUAUUUCGUAUCUUUAGAUAUAUAUUACAAGUAUUUACUAUGGAUUAUAUAUUAUUCUUUACCUUAUAUACUUUUACCAUUAAUCGUAAUUCCCCGAUUCCUUUGCCAGAUGUUCGUCUGAUACGUAGUAUCGUCUAUUUAGUUUGUGGAUGGAACCGUGUAAUGAACACUUGUGCUUAACGUAAUGAUUGUGAUAUAUAAAAUUGUAAUAGAGUUAGAGACUGAAUCACAUAAUUUAAUGUACUAAUCAUGUAUAAUUGUUAUCUAGUUAAUCAAUUAGUACUUUAAAGACUCUUGUCUCUUUUGUACCUAAUACUUACAAUAAAAAUUUCGCUGUGAUAUCGAAAUGAAAUUUUAAUUUUAGAAUAAAUUUAGAGAACGGCGCCUUAGAAUCGACCCCUGGGUCUAAAGAAUAUAAAGCAGUUGAUAACAUAUGAUUACAUGCUCUGUGCUUACAGUGACAAAUUGUCAAGUGUCAAUCGUUUUUUAUUUAAAAAUUUUGAAGUUCGAUUUACCGACUGCUGCCUUAACCGUUACUUUCCAUUAUUAUUUAUCGUUUCUUUUAAAAUAACUUUUUAUCUUGAGUGAUUAUUUCUAAUAUAAUAAACAUGGAUCUGACCUGUAUCGAAGAACGACUAAGUGAUGAUGAUGAAAUAUUUAUUGGACAAUUGUCUCUUAAAGAAAUAAAAAAGCGUCUUAAGUGGAAUAACUAUUGUGAACAAUCCGAAUAUUCAACUCAAUCAAUGAGGAAUGAAAACGAGGAAAGUUUAAAGAUUAUAGAAAUACAUUCAGAACCAAAUUUGACUCAUAGAAAUGAUCAUUCAGUAAUUUCAGCUUCUUGUAUUAAGUCCAAAUCACAAUCCAGUUUAUCACCUGAUACAGUGUGGAGCAACAAAAAUGAAGAUGACACUUUUAUUUUAGCUGAAAAAUUGGUAUCAAAUCUAUGUUUGUCCCCAAAAAAUGAUAAGACUGUGCAAUUAAACAAUACCUUGGAAGUUGUAGACUAUAUUUUAAAAAAUGGGCCAUCAUGUAUGUCUAAAAAUAAUGAAGAACUAUUAGAAGGUAAUCAAUUGAAAGAUAGAUUAGCAUCUAAAAUAACCAUUGUGACCCCAAAAAAGGAUCAAAUUUUACUAGAUUCUACUGACAAAGAAGAAUGUGUAGAGACUAUUGUUACUGGAUCGCAUAUUACACCAAAAAAGGUGGAGUCAAAAUCUGAUAAUAAGACUGAAUUACACAUCACUACAUUUUCUGGACAGAAAAUAAAAACACCUGGUAUUUUUAAAACACCAGUAUCAAGAAAUCCUGUGUCUCAUAAAAAAGCAUUGCUUAGUUCAGUAAAGAAAAUACCAUCUAGAACUAAAAGUUUUGAUCACAUUGCUAGUCCAGUAGCAUCAUAUAUUAAAAACUGUCCAGUAGUGCCUAUACUUACAGAAGUUCAUCCAACAAAACCUUUGCCUGGUCCAUCAUCUAUACCUAAGUUAGUAAAAGGAAAGGUUCCAAAUAAACCUUGUAAUAAAGAAAAUGUCAAUGCUAAUUUACCAUCUAUUGCUUAUAAAAAUGCCAAGCAAACUAAAGUGAUGGCUGCACCUAAUGCAGAUAAGCUACCACAGUGUCAGUGGAUUAAGAAGAUAACGUCAUCUUUACCAAAACCUUCAGUUAUAAAACAUGACCAUAGAGAAAUUAACCCUGCCAAGAGAUUGUUGUUAUUAAGACAAGAAGACAGUUUUGGUGAUCUCUCUUUAAAACAAGCAGAUGUGUCUGUUUGCACACAAAAGUCUGCAUUUAAUAGACAUAAAUAACGACGUUAAUUGUUUUUAAAUAGGUAUUUGAAAAAAUAUAAUAACCUAAACCUUACAAUUGACACUAAUAAACUGUGUUUAAACAAAAAAAGUCUUCAUCUAUUUUUUUAACUAUAUACAUAAAACUCCCGACAACAGUAUUCUAGACUACGGUAGGGUGACCGUGUUCUCUCUUUUGAUACAUGUUAUAAUCAAUAGAUACCCGAUAAAACUCACGCUAAUAGUAUUCAAAUGCAAUAUCUGUAGUUAGAUGCAUUUACCAAUUACAGUUGUGGCAAAUAUAACAUCGAUAGU
This is a messenger RNA of Galleria mellonella (greater wax moth), 2306 nucleotides long. RefSeq lists its product as uncharacterized. The transcript is spliced from 3 exons. The coding region runs from base 822 to 2012 and encodes 396 amino acids. Lineage: Eukaryota; Metazoa; Arthropoda; Insecta; Lepidoptera; Pyralidae. The record is from RefSeq and is a predicted model, not a curated record.